UCAAUUCCAUGUAUUUCCCGAGCAACGGACCAUAAUCCUCCAAUCGCCAUGGAACCUCAUCGAAGACUUCUCUCUCUGAAAAAUCGUCUAUUGAUUCUGUUAAUAAUCUCUAGUUUAAUUGUGAAUCCUUCUUCCGGACGUUCCAUUCAUGGCGGCGGAUCUGAGAAAGAGAAAGUAACCUUAGAGAUAUACUAUGAGAGCUUGUGUCCCUACUGCUCCAAUUUGAUCGUGAACUAUCUCUAUAAGCUGUUUGAUACUGGAAUCAUAGCUAUAACCCAGCUUAAGCUCAUCCCUUAUGGCAACGCCAAAAUUCGAGCUAAUGGCACCAUCACUUGUCAGCAUGGCCAAUAUGAAUGUUUACUCAACACUGUGGAGGCAUGUGCAAUUGAUGUCUGGCCUGAUUUGAGUGAGCACUUUCCAUUUAUCUACUGCAUUGAAAGUCUGGUUUACCAAGGAAACUAUACUCAAUGGGAAACAUGUUUUGAGAAAUUGGGUUUGGAUCCUUAUCCCGUGGCUAAUUGUUAUAACAGUGGACGUGGAAAAGAGCUUGAACUAGGAUAUGCUGCAGAAACAAACAAUCUUAAACCACCUCAUCGAUACGUGCCAUGGGUAGUUGUGGACGGUCAGCCACUUUAUGAUGACUAUCGGAACUUCAUAAGCUACAUCUGCAAGGCAUACCAUGGAACUUCUGUGCCCUCUGCUUGUAGCGAAUAUUCAGUUGGAGGCAUUCUGGCGUCUCUGCUAUACAGAACAAACAACCUAGUGAAAGUUAUCUCGCAGAAUAUUGGAUAUAACAUCAUGUGAUAAAAUAUAUUUGGUUGCUUCAAUCAUAAAAGUAUUUGGUUUCUAUGCUUUCUAAGUUAGUUUUCCUUGUUCGCAGAUAUAUGUAAUAGUAAGGCGAAACUGGUUUUAUUAAGGUUUUCAGCUGGUUCUUUGAGACACUAGGUCACUUGUAUUAACACAUUGUAAUAAGUGUACUUUGUCGUGAAAAGGAGUUGAGCGUGCCUCUCAAGGCUGUCAUUUCUGUAGUCAAAAUCAUUUUUCUUCA
This is a messenger RNA of Olea europaea var. sylvestris, 1048 nucleotides long. RefSeq names its product gamma-interferon-inducible lysosomal thiol reductase. NCBI's taxonomy places the organism in Eukaryota, Viridiplantae, Streptophyta, Magnoliopsida, Lamiales, Oleaceae. The transcript has 5 exons. Gene Ontology annotation, molecular function: oxidoreductase activity, acting on a sulfur group of donors, disulfide as acceptor. The coding region runs from base 49 to 804 and encodes 251 amino acids. The record is from RefSeq and is a predicted model, not a curated record.